AUGGAGUCCGAUCUAGGGAAGCUCUUCAUCGGUGGAAUUUCCUGGGACACCAAUGAGGAACGUCUCAAGGAGUAUUUCAGUAACUAUGGAGACGUGGUUGAGGCUGUAAUCAUGAAGGAUCGCACGACAGGCCGCGCUCGCGGGUUUGGUUUCGUUGUGUUCUCAGACCCCGCUGUGGCCGAGCGUGUUGUCAUGGAGAAGCACACCAUUGAUGGCAGAACGGUACUCAGCACUUGCCUUAGGUUCCCAAUUCCCAAUUUUAGAUGGACAAUUGAAGUAACUUUUUAAAUUAAGGUGACCAACCUCGUGGGUGCAUUUUGUGUGCCGAACCGUGAUUCUAGCUUGAUGCUCUGAUUUUCAUUUUUCUAUUGCUCGCCUGGGUAAAUUGUAAAGAAGCCUUUGCACGUUAUAUUUGCCUUUCUAAAUUUGGCUCGACUAAUUUUCAGGUGGAGGCAAAGAAAGCAGUUCCUAGGCAAGAUCAACAGACCCCGACUAGAAACAACAGUGGCGCCCAUGGAUCUCCCGGCCCCACCCGCACUAAAAAGAUUUUCGUUGGUGGUCUUGCAUCCACAGUGACGGAGGCUGACUUCAGAUCAUACUUUGAGCAGUUUGGAACAAUCACAGAUGUGGUUGUGAUGUACGACCACAACACCCAGCGGCCAAGAGGAUUUGGUUUCAUCACCUAUGACUCGGAGGACGCAGUGGACAAUGUUCUUGUUAAGACCUUUCAUGAGCUGAAUGGUAAAAUGGUUGAGGUCAAGAGGGCAGUCCCUAAAGAGCAGUCUCCUGGUUCCCCCAUGAGGUCGCCUAUAGGAGGAUAUAACUAUAAUAUGAAUAGGAUCAACAGCUUCCUUAAUGGGUAUACCCAGGGUUACAGUCCAAGCCCAGUGACUGGGUAUGGAAUGAGGAUGGACAUGAGAUUGGGACAAGUCGCCAAUGGUCGUGGCAGAUUCUCUCCGUUUAGUCCUGGUUUUGGAAUGGGUAUGAACUUUGAACAAGGGUUGAGCCCAAGCUAUGGCGGUAACGCAAGCAACGGUAGUAGCAUCAGUUAUGGUAGGGGAAUUAGCCCGUUUUAUAAUGGAAAUUCUAAUAAGUUUGGGAAUCCUAGUCUGUAUGGCAGCACUAACGCUCCUGGGUCAGUUUUAAGCUCUAUGGCUCGCAAUACAUGGGGAAAUGGUGGCCUCAAUCAUGCUGCAAAUACCACAAACGACAACAGCAGUUUCCUUGGCACUGGAAGUGCGAUCCUUAGUGGUUUUGGCAAUGGUGGAGUCAACUGGGGCGAUUCCACAUCCCCUGUUUCUGGCCAGGGUGGAGGAAGUAGUCAAGGUUACGGUGGUAUAAAUCUUGGCUAUUCAAGUGGUGGCGACAGCAGCUUUGGACUAGGAGGCAGCAACUAUGGGAGACGCAACAGAAUUGAUUCUGCUGCCGAUACAGGAUAUAGCGGAUCUAGCGGUGGAUACAAUGGAACCUACGGUGAUUUAUACGGUGGGAGUUCAAUAUACGGUGAUCCAACUUGGCGAUCUUCGUCCUUGGAACUUGAUGGUUCUGGCCCAUUUGACUAUGGGCUUGGUAAUGCAGCGACAGAUGUCUCAACCAAAAGUUCAGAUGGAUAUAUGGGAGCUUUCAAUGUUAGACAAUAA
This is a messenger RNA of Spirodela intermedia, 1640 nucleotides long. NCBI's taxonomy places the organism in Eukaryota, Viridiplantae, Streptophyta, Magnoliopsida, Alismatales, Araceae. The record is from the annotation of a GenBank genome assembly.